GAGCAAGGCACUUAACCCUAAUUGCUCCUGUAAGUCGCUCUGGAUAAGAGCGUCUGCUAAAUGACUAAAAUGUAACCACCUUAAUCGGAACGUGUCAGCACCCAUAGUGCAAGCUUCCCUCUUCAGCGCGAGUGAAGUGAGUUCGGAACAACUGAAUGUAUGCGUUUUAGAAAUAGUUAUCACAUACAAACUUUAUAUGUCCGAACUGAGAAUCAAACAUACUUCACAAAAAUAACAUGGUCACUGUGGUAGAACAUUUCUUUUGAUUGGCGAUUUUCUGCAUUUAUCAGAUUGACAUUACGUACCCUGAUUUCAGGUGUGUCAAUGUAAACAGGAUUAUUAGGGAAAUCGCUCUUCUUGCAAAGCAUGUCAACGUUUUAAUAGAACUAUUAUAUGAAUCCGAAUAGCUACAGUAAUCGCAUUAUUGUAUGCAUGUAACCUUACUCGUUGGCGCUGCCCACGUCACAGACGCUGCAAUGGCUCAGAUACAGAAACGGCAUAAUGUUUACACCCCUGCUGUAUCCUCUGCACGUCACGAUUAAACUUUGAUUUUAUUUUGAGUGCAGAUUGAAUUUGAUGAUGAUUGAUUACUAAUGCCUGGCAAGCAAAGUCUGUGCAGCAAGUUCUGUCUGAUGAUCACGUGACGAGUUGCUGGUUGCUUCAGACAGAAGUAGCUAGUCACGACAGUGAGCGCCAUUGUGAAUGCAGUAGGAGCUGCUACUAACAGCAGAGAUGCUGGUAUAUAGUGCUAAAAGCUAAAAGUCUGACAGGACAAGCUACGUGACUAUACACCGCCCCGGUGUGACAGUUAGCAGGCCAGGUGGAGGAGGAGGAGGUACGGUAGCUAUGUGGGUGUUCGGGUAUGGCUCUCUGAUAUGGAAGGUGGAUUUUCCCUAUGAGGAGAAGCGGGUCGGCUUCAUCACAGGCUUCAGCCGGCGCUUCUGGCAAGGCAGCACCGACCACAGGGGAGUGCCAGGCAAGCCUGGCCGAGUCGUGACUCUAGUGGAGGACCCAGAGGGUUGUGUCUGGGGCGUGGCCUAUAAGCUGCCGUCUGGCCGAGAGCAGGAAGUGAAGCGUUACCUUGACCACCGGGAGAAGGGCGGUUACCGCGUCAUCGCAGUGAACUUUCACCCCCGACCUUCCGUGACCCCCACAAGACACACUGACACUCCCCAUGCCCCCAGCCAGGCUCUGCUCUACAUCGGUUCUAAUGACAACCCUGACUACCUGGGACCCGCCCCCCUGGAGCUGAUAGCCAAUCAGAUUGUAGAUGCAGUCGGGCCGAGCGGACGGAACACUGAAUACCUGUUUUCAUUGGCCGAGGCGCUGAGGACCCUCCUCCCUGAAGACUCUGACACACACCUCUUCUCUCUGGAAGACCUGGUUAGAGAGAGACUAACACGUACUAAAUGUGUGUCAGGAAACCAUCGCAGGGAUGCUGAAGAUUGUCAGUCAUGUGAUUGUCUCCAGGACCAUUCAGAGCUGGGUCAGGGUUAGGGUCGGGACCGUUCAGAGCUGGGUUAGGACCGCUCAGCGCUGGGUCAAGGUUAGGUUUAGGACUGUUCAGAGCUGGGUCAGGGUUAGGACUGUUCAGAGCUGGGUCAGGGUUAGUCGAAUAUGUACCAAACCUGCCAGGUCAGUGAUAUUUUUGCUGCGUUCAAAACAACUGGGAACUCGGAAAUCUCCGACUUCUGUUCAAAACAACUGGGAAUUCUGAAAAAAACG
Coregonus clupeaformis (lake whitefish) is the source of this 1725-nucleotide messenger RNA. Its product is annotated as putative glutathione-specific gamma-glutamylcyclotransferase 2. The transcript has 3 exons. Gene Ontology annotation, cellular component: cytoplasm. Lineage: Eukaryota; Metazoa; Chordata; Actinopteri; Salmoniformes; Salmonidae. Gene Ontology annotation, molecular function: gamma-glutamylcyclotransferase activity; glutathione specific gamma-glutamylcyclotransferase activity. Gene Ontology annotation, biological process: glutathione catabolic process. Bases 847 to 1497 code for a protein of 216 amino acids. The record is from RefSeq and is a predicted model, not a curated record.